Messenger RNA from Carica papaya (papaya), 1666 nucleotides. Lineage: Eukaryota; Viridiplantae; Streptophyta; Magnoliopsida; Brassicales; Caricaceae. The record is from RefSeq and is a predicted model, not a curated record.
AGAUCUUGAUCCUACUCAUGUGCCUAUUCCAAGAAUUAUGUUCUCAACUAUCAAUUUGCCUUCUUGGCCAGUUCAAAGGUGCACAGUUGAUCUUUGUGUUGAUUGAAUUUUCCUUAGCUGCUGGAUGGAGCAUCACACUUUUGUUGUUGGUCAAGAGUUUCCAGAUGUCAAGGCCUUCCGAAAUGCAAUAAAAGAAGCUGCAAUUGCACAACAUUUUGAGCUUCGAAUAAUAAAAAGUGACCUGAUUCGUUACUUUGCAAAAUGUGCUACAGAGGGUUGUCCUUGGCGCAUUCGUGCAGUAAAACUUCCUAAUGCUCCAACUUUUACCAUAAGAAGUCUUGAAGGCACGCAUACAUGUGGGAAAAAUGCACAAAAUGGGCACCAUCAGGCUUCUGUUGAUUGGAUCGUGAAUUUUAUUGAGGAAAGACUACGAGACGAUAUUAAUUACAAACCAAAGGAUAUAUUACAGGAUAUUCAUAAACAUUAUGGAAUCACUAUACCUUAUAAGCAAGCUUGGCGUGCAAAGGAGAGGGGGCUUGCAGCAAUUUAUGGUUCUUCCGAGGAAGGAUAUUGCUUGCUGCCUUCUUACUGUGAACACAUUAAGAAGACUAACCCAGGAAGCAUAGCUGAGGUGUUCACUACGGGUGCAGAUAAUCGGUUCCAAAGGCUCUUCGUUUCUUUCUAUGGUUCUAUAUAUGGAUUCCUGCAUGGUUGUUUGCCAAUUGUCUGUCUUGGUGGAAUCCAUCUUAAUAGUAAAUACCUUGGUACCCUACUUUCAGCAACAUCUUUUGAUGCUGAUGGUGGCAUGUUUCCCCUUGCAUUUGGUGUUGUCGACGUAGAAAAUGAUGAUAGCUGGAUGUGGUUCUUAUCAGAAUUGCAUAGAGCUUUAGAGAUUAAUGCAGAGAAUAUGCCACAACUCACAUUUCUAUCAGAUGUGCAGAAAGGUAUCACGGAUGCUGUAAGAAGGAAAUUCCCAACUUCUUCUCAUGCAAUUUGCAUGCGCCACUUGAGUGAAAGCAUUGGCAAGGAAUUCAAGAAUUCAAGGCUUGUUAAUCUUCUCUGGAAAGCGGCAUAUGCUACUACAACUAUUGGUUUCAAAGAGAGAAUGGCUGAAAUUUAUGAGGUUUCUUCUGAAGCCGCUAAGUGGAUCCAACAAUUUCCUCCUCCUCGUUGGGCAUUGGCAUAUUUUGAAGGUACACGAUAUGGUCAUCUAUCCUCUAACAUUGAGGAAUUUAAUAGAUGGAUUCUCGAAGCUCGGGAAUUGCCCAUAAUUCAGGUGAUUGAGCGGACUCAUAGCAAACUGAUUGAUGAGUUUGAAGAGCGGCGUAUGAAAAGCGCUUCCUGGUUUUCUGUGCUUGCCCCAUCAGCGGAGAAUCGGAUGGUAGAAGCUAUCAGUCGUGCAUCCACGUAUCAGGUCCUUAGAUCAGAUGAAGUUGAAUUCGAGGUUCUAUCAGCUGAUCGAUCAGAUAUUGUGAACAUAGGGAUGCAGUCUUGUUCUUGUCGCGACUGGCAGCUCUAUGGAAUACCAUGUUCACAUGCUGCUGCACAUGCUGCUGACAAACGCCAUUACAACACAGGACAUCUGGAAGAAAAUACUGCAGUAGUAUAUCCUGGAUGUAGGGCGUUUGGUUUGAAGGAGAUGCAUGCAGGUUCUGAUUUUUGUUAA